AUGACCGUCUCCUACGACUACUCCUCGCGGAGCGUUGCUCCUACAUCAAUGGCUACCCUCGAAGACCGAUUCGAGGUCAUCAAGGAAAUCGGUGAUGGCAGUUUCGGUAGUGUCGCUGUCGCUCGUGUGCGGACAGCCGGCUCCAACAUUGCCCGAAGGGGGACGAUGGUUGCAGUGAAGACGAUGAAGAAGACUUUCGACUCGUUAGGCCCUUGCCUGGAACUGCGAGAAGUCAUCUUUCUUCGAACCUUGCCUACCCACCCCCACCUGGUCCCUGCCCUCGACAUCUUCCUCGACCCUCUUUCCCGAAAACUGCAUAUCUGCAUGGAGUACAUGGAUGGCAACCUCUACCAGCUGAUGAAGGCACGAGACCACAAGUGUCUGGACGGAAAGCAUGUCAAGAGCAUCCUCUACCAGAUCCUGUGUGGCCUUGACCACAUUCAUGCCCACCACUUCUUCCACCGCGAUAUCAAGCCGGAGAACAUUCUGGUGUCCACCUCGGCCCCUAACGACUCUGCAUUCAGUCGAUACUCCAACCUCGUCACCCCUCCUUCCACCCCGCCCACCUACACCGUCAAGAUCGCUGACUUUGGUCUUGCACGAGAGACUCACUCCAAAUCCCCUUACACAACAUACGUUUCUACUCGAUGGUACCGUGCCCCUGAAGUCCUCCUGCGUGCGGGAGAAUAUUCCGCACCAGUCGACAUGUGGGCUGUCGGUGCUAUGGCAGUUGAGAUUGCUACUCUGAAGCCAUUGUUCCCCGGUGGUAACGAGGUUGACCAAGUUUGGCGUGUAUGUGAGAUCAUGGGUAGCCCGGGUAACUGGUACAGCAAGUCCGGUGCAAAGAUUGGUGGUGGCGAGUGGAGAGACGGCACUCGCUUGGCACAGAAGCUGGGGUUCACCUUCCCAAAGAUGGCACCCCACUCGAUGGAAAGCAUUAUCCCGCCUCCUCAAUGGCCCGUCGCCUUCAGCAACUUUGUCACAUGGUGUCUCAUGUGGGAUCCUAAAGCCAGACCGACUUCUACUCAGGCUUUGAACCACGAAUUCUUUGCUGACGCAGUCGACCCGAUGCGCCCUAAGUCAUCGACCGCACGCCUGCUUGGUCGGAAGCAAUCUGACAAGAGUUUCAAAUCACCAACCCGUGAACCGAGCGACUCCCCCACUCUUUCGUCCAAGUCAUCGUGGUUCAGGAGGUCAUUGAUCGGAAAGUCGGAUAACAGCCCUGCUCAGACCAUGGAAACCGAGCAGGCUUCCAGACCGCCUGUUGUCUCGCACAGCACUGAGACUAAGGCAAAGCCGGCUACCACUAAGCGUGCUACGUGGGCUAACGGAGCACCAAUGCCCAUCCUCCCCUCUAUCCGCCCUGUCUCCCCCCUGUCAAAUGCCGUCACAGCACAGGCCAACUCGACUCUUGCCUACAGCGGCAACUCAAACCAUUCCGACGCUUCCAAGGCUAGCAAGAAGAUCGGCCGCCAAUUGUCUGUGAACUCCAACGGCAAUCACUAUGCCGACGCGCACAGACAAGAAGCAGAGAGAGCACUUAACGGCGGUGCAAAUGGAACUUCUACACUCACCCAGAAGGAGAGUUUCUUCUCGCAUCUGCGCAAACGCGCCCGCCGCUUAUCUGGCCGAACUCCGGGAAACGCAUCAAGCGAUGAUGUCGAGGCUAAUGCUGGCUGUAUGCCGUGGUCUAAUCGAUCGUCUUUGGCUCUGGACUCCGUCAACGCCGCCGAACAAAAGCCGCCCGCUGAUCUCUCCGAGCUGGAUAAGGCCCUGCAGAACGUGAAAUACUCCCUCGAUACGUCGACUCUCGGCAACGUUCCCGUUCAGAUCACCUCUCCCGUUGAUGGCACUAAGCGCCAAUCGAUGCCCCAAGGGUCUAUCCGCUCCAUGGGAGACAGCCCCGUUUCAACAAACGGUACUGGUGGCCCGAUCUCCAGCAGAAUGAGACGCGCAAUGCAGAUGUCUACGCACCCUGUUCACCGAUAUGAGACUCCCGAGGAGGAAGACGAGCUCUUGGAUGAGGUAUUGCACUCGGCAAGCAAAGCCGCUCGCCGUCUUGCGCAGAACCACAAGUCGUCGGAUCAGUCGAUGAACCGUCAGGUAAUGGGAAACGACCACACCCGUCCCUUGCCGAGUCCUUAUCCCACUCCUUCUCCAUCGGCCAAGUGUGACGGCGUUUCAUUCGGUCAACACGAUGCCACACCGUGCAGGCGGGACCAAAUGCAGGAUGCGAAAACAGCCCAUGUAAGCUCGACUCGCCAAUGGCCCACCCCUCCUUACGAGGAAGGCGAGUGGAACAACCCAGCUUCCUCCAGCUUCUUUUCUGCCGGAGCUACCUGCAGGUAG
Molecule: messenger RNA, 2349 nt
Organism: Aspergillus wentii DTO 134E9
Lineage: Eukaryota; Fungi; Ascomycota; Eurotiomycetes; Eurotiales; Aspergillaceae
Product: serine/threonine-protein kinase
Exons: 3
Coding region: 1-2349 (782 amino acids)
Biological process (GO): intracellular signal transduction; protein phosphorylation
Cellular component (GO): cytoplasm; nucleus
Molecular function (GO): protein serine/threonine kinase activity; ATP binding
Source: RefSeq, a predicted model, not a curated record